Glycine soja is the source of this 981-nucleotide messenger RNA. Its product is annotated as gamma-interferon-responsive lysosomal thiol protein-like. NCBI's taxonomy places the organism in Eukaryota, Viridiplantae, Streptophyta, Magnoliopsida, Fabales, Fabaceae. The transcript is spliced from 5 exons. Gene Ontology annotation, molecular function: oxidoreductase activity, acting on a sulfur group of donors, disulfide as acceptor. The record is from RefSeq and is a predicted model, not a curated record. Bases 90 to 791 code for a protein of 233 amino acids.
UUCCAAAUAAAUAAUCAAUUAAUCAUUCACAAUUCACAGCCUUACACCCAGAGACAGAGUAGAAAGUUUUUCUACAAAAUAUAAUCAAAAUGGUUUUUCCAAAACUAGUUAUCACCAUUGCAUUGAUAUUAGUCCUUUUCCUCUUCAUAUGUGAAUCUCAGGGUGCAUCUUAUGCUUCUGCUUCACAUAAUGCUGGUCAUGGUGCUGACAUUAAUACAUCACUUGCACAUCAGAAAGUUAAUCUAUCAGUGUAUUAUGAUAGUCUUUGCAAAACUUGUGCAAAAUUCAUUAUUGAGGAUCUGAGGGAUAUCUUUGGCAACAACCUCAUCAGCAUUGUCAAUCUUCAGCUAGUGCCUUGGGCCAAUGCUUACGUCAAUAAUACCAACAAAUCCAUAUCAUGUCAGAAUGGACCAGAUGAAUGCGAGCUAAAUUCAUUGGAAUCAUGUGCCCUUAAUCUUUGGUCUAAAGUGGACAUACAAUAUCAAUUUGUUAACUGCUUUGAGUUUCUGGCAAUUAAAGGAACGAUUAAGGAAUGGAAGGAAGAAUGUUUAAACCAAUUGGGUUUGCCUAAGGAGCCUUUUCUGAAUUGCUUCAACAUGGGAAAUGGAACAGAGCUAGGGAAAACAUAUAUUAAUCAAAUCGCACAACUUGACCCACCUCCUUCAUUUGUGCCAUGGGUGGUGGUGAAUAAUCAGCCUGUUGAAAAAGACUAUGCAAAUUUUGCACAUUAUGUUUGCAAGGCUUACAGAGGCGUUGUGGUUCCAGGGGUCUGCAAUACUCUUUUGAAAUGAAUUCUAGUGAGAAAUAAAUUCAACUAUUCAAUAAUAGCAAAAAGAUGCAUAAAUGAAAUGUUAAAUCUAUCAUAGUUUAUAAGAUUCCUUGUUGAAUGCAAACAAAGAAAAAUAAUUAGACAGUCUACAUUUUGCAUUAUUAAACUUGCACUGCCAAAUGCAAUGUUACUCCAGAUCCAUUCUCCUUCUA